UCCACUCAAAGUAUAGCGUCCGUAAAAGAUGAAGAUGGUGCGAUUUGUUGAACCAGAAGCUUCCGCUUCUGGAUCUCGCACUAGACGUGGAAGAUCCCCGCCAGCACCCCCGCCAGCGCCGCCAAACACGCCCCAGCGGGGACUUCAGAGAACAGAAGGCUUUCAAGGAUCCGAGGAAUCACGAAGCAACGCCCAAGUCUCAACACCUCAACUAGUACCCUCAUUUCAAGCUUACAAGAUUCCGCAUCAUAUCACCACAAUGGUUCGCGAGCUCCUACAAAGCGCUAAAGGCAGCCAGCCAUCCAAGCUCCUAGAGUUUCUCGAAAAAGACCUGCCCGAUUCCGCUCACGAAUCUCUUGCUUUUACGAGUGCUGAGGAGAUCGAAGUUCAGCUCACCUUCGCUUCGCUGACCCUCGAGGGCUCUCUACCAAACUCAACCACAAAGGCUAUCCAAAGUACUCCUCUGGAGAUCUUCUUCGCCGUUCUUGAUAACCUCGAUGAGGCGUCCGCGACUACACUAGGUCUCACGUGCAAAGCCCUCUGGGCAAUUCACAAGAUCCGUUAUCCCCACAAAAACAGUCUUCUCGAAAAGUCCGUUCGGUUCCCAUCAUCUGAGUCGAUCUUCCUUUACCAGAUGUUGAAGCAAUGGAUGGGAGAGGAUCUGUACUACUUUGCUUUUGCGAUUGGCAAUCAUCAGGUCUCUGGAAAGUUCUUGACGAAGAAGCAGUGCAUGGACAAAGUCAUCGCAAACAACAAAGGAGUUGAACCAAAGGACAAGCGAGGCUGUUUCGGAAUCUGGGAGGAAGGUCAAGAGGUCACAUACGCACCCUACCAAACUGUGGUAUUCAAGCUGUGCCACGAGAAAGUCAAGAUUCCAACCAAGCCGGAUGGUUUCCAGUAUAAGACGACAAUGUUUACUCCGUGGCGACCCUGUCCUAAUAGUCGUCCACCUUGGUGGGAUCCACGAGACGAUAAGGACGGAAAAUGCGUCUGAUGGCACAGUCUAGGGAGUUUAGAGGUGGUGUUUAAGGUUAGAUAGGAGUGCAUAUGCAGGCGUUCAGGUUCAUCAAAAUGAUUUCAUGCGAAUGAGGAGAAGAAGCGAGAUUCAGGCGACGAAGGAACGAUUACGGAAACUCUGGACGCACUGAGAGGUUUCUACACCUAUGUUUUUCACUGCAUCAUACUGCCUUCUUUCAUACGAUGGGGAUGAUUUUCCUUGCUUCUCUUUCAUGCUGGUUUUGUUUCACAGCGGGUUUCUUUCAGAAAAUGGGGAUGGCUUUCAAUGGUUCACUUUCAAGGAGC
Messenger RNA from Mollisia scopiformis, 1302 nucleotides. RefSeq lists its product as uncharacterized. NCBI's taxonomy places the organism in Eukaryota, Fungi, Ascomycota, Leotiomycetes, Helotiales, Mollisiaceae. The coding region runs from base 29 to 994 and encodes 321 amino acids. The transcript is spliced from 2 exons. The record is from RefSeq and is a predicted model, not a curated record.